Messenger RNA from Magnolia sinica, 2000 nucleotides. RefSeq names its product phenylalanine N-monooxygenase-like. Bases 116 to 1795 code for a protein of 559 amino acids. Gene Ontology annotation, molecular function: heme binding; oxidoreductase activity, acting on paired donors, with incorporation or reduction of molecular oxygen; monooxygenase activity. The record is from RefSeq and is a predicted model, not a curated record. The transcript is spliced from 2 exons. NCBI's taxonomy places the organism in Eukaryota, Viridiplantae, Streptophyta, Magnoliopsida, Magnoliales, Magnoliaceae.
GUAUAUAUAAACAUGCACUGCCACCUAUUCUCUUAGAGCUCUCUCUCUCUCUCUCUCUCUCUCUCUCUCUCUCUCUCUCUCUCUCUCUCUCUCUCUCCAACACUAAGUGGCCAUAAUGAACCACACCUCUACCCUCUCAUCCUCAAUCUCAGCCCUUCAAUGGGUGGGCAAAAAUGCAAUCAUCCCUACCCUCCCAAAGAUCCUGUUGGACCCCACACACCCCACCACUCUACUCCUCCUACUUACCUCCCUCUUCUUCUUUCUCUACCACAUCCAAUCAAAAAAUCCUAACAAAAAGCAAAAUGUAGCCCCUCUCCCUCCUGGCCCACUGCCCUGGCCCAUCAUCGGCAGCCUCCCAGACCUCACCUGUAACAAGCCAGCUUUCCGUUGGAUUUUAUCCCUAAUGAAGGAAAUGAAUACAAGCAUUGCAUGCAUCCGUCUUGGCAACACUCACAUAAUCCCUGUAACAUGUCCUGAGAUAGGCCGUGAGUUCUUGAAAAAACAGGAUGCAAUCUUCGCAUCCAGGCCACUCACAAUGGGGACCGAGUACUCCAGCCGUCGAUUCCUCUCCGUUGCAACCGCUCCUUCAGGUGACCAAUGGAAGAAGAUGAGACGUGUGGUGGCCUCUGAGAUCUUAAGCCCGGCGAGACUCCGAUGGCUACUUGAUAAAAGGACCCAAGAAGCUGAUAACCUUUUACAUUACAUCUACAACCAAUGCAAAACCAACUCCACCGGUGCAGUCGUGGACGUUAGAGAUGCUGUUCGGCAGUAUAGUGGAAAUGUCAUAAGGAAGAUGAUGUUCAACAGGAGAUAUUUUGGGGUGGGCCGUGAGGAUGGUGGGCCCGGCAUAGAGGAAGAAGAACACGUCGAGGCUCUCUUCACUGUACUCUCUCUUCUCUACGCCUUCUCUGUCUCUGAUUACAUGCCUAAAUUACGAUGGCUGGAUCUGGAUGGCCAUGAGAAGAUCAUGAAGAGGGCGAUCAAGAUCGUUAAUAAGUAUCAUGAUCCUAUAAUCGACGGUCGGAUCAAGAAAUGGAGAGGUGGCCAAGGUGGGGUCCACGAGAAGGAGGAGCCGGAGGACCUACUCGACCUUCUGAUAUCUGUGAAGGAUGCUGAUGGGAAGCCGUUGCUAACACCAGAAGAGAUUAAAGCACAAACGGCGGAUCUGAUCUACGCAUCGGUCGACAACCCAUCAAAUGCCGUCGAGUGGGCCAUGGCUGAGAUGAUCAACCAACCAGAUGUUCUCAAGAAAGCAGUGGAAGAGGUGGACAAGGUGGUGGGGAAAGAAAGACUCGUCCAAGAAUCCGAUUUUACUCAUCUCAAUUACAUCAAGGCCUGUGCUCGCGAGGCGUUCCGGAUCCAUCCGAUCGCACCGUUCAAUCUCCCCCACGUGGCGACCGCUGAUGCAACCGUCGCGGGCUACUUCAUCCCAAAAGGCAGCCAUGUGCUGCUGAGCCGGAUCGGGCUGGGCCGCAACCCUAAGGUGUGGGAUGACCCGCUCAAGUUCAAGCCAGAGCGCCACCUGAAGGAUCCAACGGCUGAAGUCGAGCUCAUGGAGACGGAUCUACGGUUCAUAUCAUUCAGCACGGGCCGACGUGGCUGCAUGGGCGCCCCACUCGGAUCGGCGAUGACCGUCAUGCUGCUGGCCAGGCUUCUUCAAGGAUUCACUUGGAGCACGCCACCUGGCGAGCCACGUGCCGAUCUUGCUGAGUCAGCAAAUGAUCUGUUUCUGGCUAGGACUCUACGUGUGCGUGCUGAGCCACGCUUGCCAGCGCACAUGUAUUUGGCACACUAGUGGGACCCUCUCAUAUAUGAAUUUUUCUUUUCUUUUUAGGUGUGUGAAAAAGAAUACAAAUAGUUGGGAGGUUUCUAGAUGUUGAUCAGCAUCUUGUGGUGAUCGGGUCCGUUCAUCUGGUUGGGCCCACUGUGAAUGGGCCCCUAGCUAAAAAUACUUACUGAUAUUACAUUUUCAUAAUAGAUGCAAAAGAUGGCUAAAAGAU